AUGAGGUCACGCUCAGGGCUGCGACCGUGCCUCUGCGGCCUGCUCGCGCCCGCUCAUCUCAUCGGAAACCUUUGCACGACUGCAUGCGAAUCUGUGCACGAGAUAUCCGGCGAGCUGCAGCGAACGUACGUGCGGAUUGAGAGUUGUGACUUGGUGCCACGCUGCUGCAGCGACGGCGGUGGUGGUGGCUGCAGCGCAUUGCUGCCUAGGAUUCGCUACGGAGCUUCGGUGGCGGUCGGAGACUCCGCCGAGCACUCGGUGGGAACGAGCAAGGAACCCAGCGUCUCCGAAAUUCACGGCCCAUCCGACGGCUCCAGGGCCACGCCAACCGAGUGGGCCUACGUGGAGAUCAGAGAGGCGUCCCCCGACCGCUCGGAGUGGGCAGGCGCGCGGGGCGGCGAUGCGGCGCGCGGCUCGGGAAGCGGCGGCGAUGUAGGACGGGGGGCGGCGCUCACGAGUGAAGGCGGCGAGGUCAAGCCCGCGGCAGAAGUGGCAACGAGCCGCGGCGGGGACAUGGGCAUCGUGGCGAGCUCCACGGACGACGAGUCUAUCGUCUAUCACGACACGCUCACGCCCGAGGAGGCGCAGCUAGCUGCCGGUCGCUACAGUGAAGAAGAUGCGCCAGACGGGACGGCGGAUUGGCGGGAUGGCGGCGAGCGCGUGCCGGAUGAGACGACAGAUCAACGGGAUGGUGGCGAGCACGUGCCGGAUGAGACGACAGAUCAACGGGAUGGUGGCGAGCACGUGCCGGAUGAGAUAGUAGAUCGGCGGGACAACGGCGAGCGCUUGCCGGAUGAGUCGGCCAAUCGGCGGGACAACGGCGAGCAAGUGACGGAUGAGACCACGUGCCGGAUGAGAUAG
Messenger RNA from Lethenteron reissneri (Far Eastern brook lamprey), 861 nucleotides. RefSeq lists its product as uncharacterized. The record is from RefSeq and is a predicted model, not a curated record. Lineage: Eukaryota; Metazoa; Chordata; Hyperoartia; Petromyzontiformes; Petromyzontidae.